Molecule: messenger RNA, 672 nt
Organism: Raphanus sativus (radish)
Lineage: Eukaryota; Viridiplantae; Streptophyta; Magnoliopsida; Brassicales; Brassicaceae
Exons: 1
Coding region: 133-672 (179 amino acids)
Molecular function (GO): zinc ion binding
Source: RefSeq, a predicted model, not a curated record
UCUACUUUAUGAAAUAAAAUCGUGUGUUCCAUGUUCUCUACUAUCCAUAUAAAUAUAUGUUUGAAAUAUAUGUGCUUUUAAAUAUAUGAAAUAAAAUAGUGUGUUGUGCUUUUCAUUGCAGGUUAAAGGAAAAUGGGAAACUACAGCUAUACGCAGCCAUCAUGGUCAGAGGAUUAUUAUGACAACGACGCCGACGCCGAUAGUGGGUACAGCGAAACAGAGGCUGAUAUACUCCUCGACCAAGCUGAGAAUGAUGCAGCGCGGCGUCAGUACCCCCCCCAGCCUGAAGUAGAGUUUGGCUUCCCGAAAGAGUGCUACUGUGGUGGUGAACCACAUACCGCCACUUCCUACACAGCAACUGAUCCCGGGAGGAGGUUCUACACCUGUGCGAACAGAGACGACGGAGACUGCCAUGUCUGGAAGUGGUGGGAUGUGGCGGCUACAGAGGAGAUUAGAGCCAUAUCCACACAGUGUCAGCAGCUCAGUGAUAAGGUAGAUUAUCUCUCAUUUCUGAGUGACUACGAAACUCAGCUUGAUGAGGCUAAGCUACUGCAUAACGAGACAGAGCAGAAGUUGGUGAGGCUUGAGAGAAUUGGGAAACGCUUUGAACACGUUCUAGGUGCUAUGCUUGUUGUGUUAGUGAUAAUAGGGAUGGUGAUUAUCUUGAAGUAG